AUGAAAUUGGACGUUAAGAGGCAACUCUUUGCCCGCUCCGAGCGGGUAAAGGGCAUCGACUUCCACCCCACGGAGCCAUGGAUCCUGACCACACUGUAUAGCGGUCACGUUUACAUCUGGUCUUACGAGUCCCAGUCCAUAAUCAAAACAUUCGAGCUCACCGAUGUCCCCGUACGAGCUGGUCGCUUUAUUGCCCGCAAAAACUGGAUUGUUUGCGGUUCGGAUGACUUCCAGUUACGCAUCUACAACUACAACACUUCCGAGAAGAUCGCUUCCUUCGAGGCCCAUCCCGACUACAUUCGCUCAAUCGCAGUCCACCCUACUCAGCCCUUCGUUCUUACCGCCUCCGAUGACAUGACAAUCAAAUUGUGGGACUGGGAGAAGAACUGGAAAUGCGUCCAGGUAUUCGAGGGACACAGCCACUACGUGAUGGGACUGUCCAUCAACCCCAAGGAUACCAACACAUUCGCUUCGGCUUGUCUGGAUCGAACCGUCAAGAUCUGGAGUCUGGGCUCCCCGCACCCCAACUCUACCCUCGAAGCCCACGAGACCAAGGGCGUCAACCAUGUCGACUACUACCCGCAGGCCGAUAAACCAUACCUCCUUACAACAUCCGAUGAUCGCACGGUUAAAGUCUGGGACUAUACGACGAAAGCGUUGAUUGCGACCUUGGAGGGCCACACCAGCAACGUUUCAUUCGCUUGCUACCACCCGGAGUUGCCGGUCAUCAUUUCAGGAUCCGAGGAUGGAACCAUUAAGAUCUGGCAUGCCAACACAUACCGACUGGAACAGUCGCUAAGCUAUGGCCUCGAGAGAGCCUGGUGUAUUUCUUACCAGCGUGGUAAGCAGGGUAUCGCGAUGGGUUUCGACGACGGUGCAGUGGUUGUGAAGAUGGGUCGAGAGGAGCCUGCGGUGUCCAUGGACGGCUCAGGAAAGGUUAUCUGGGCGAGACACAACGAGGUUGUCUCCACAGUUAUCAAGGGAGGCGAUGCUAGCAUCAAGGAUGGGGCACCCAUCUCGCUACCGACUAAGGACUUGGGCUCCUGCGAGGUCUACCCACAGACCCUGUCACACUCUCCUAACGGACGGUUUGUUUCGGUUUGUGGCGAUGGCGAGUACAUCAUCUACACUGCCCUCGCAUGGAGAAACAAGGCCUUCGGACAAGCCCUGGACUUUGCGUGGGGAUCGAAGGACAACAGCAACGACUACGCUAUCCGCGAGUCAUCCACUAGUGUCAAAAUCUUCAAGAACUUCAAGGAGGUCAGCGGUGGCCUUGAUGUCGGCUUCCAGGCCGAAGGCCUUACCGACGGUGUCCUUCUCGGUGUUAAGGGACAAGGGGGUAUUGGCAUGUUUGAUUGGGAAACCGGAAACCUGGUCCGACGUAUCGAGGUUGAGCCGAAAGCUGUUUACUGGUCGGAGUCUGGUGAAUUGGUCACCCUUGCUUGUGAGGACAGCUUCUACGUCCUCCGGUUCUCGAGAGAGAACUACGUCAAUGGCCUGAACGAAGGCGAGGCCGAUGAGGACGGUGUCGAGUCAGCUUUCGAAGUCGUGACUGAUGUCAACGAGUCCGUCAGAACCGGUCAAUGGGUCGGGGAUUGCUUCAUCUACACUAACUCGACGAACCGCCUGAACUACCUUGUUGGUGACCAGACCUACACAAUUUCUCACUUCGACCAAGGGAUGUACGUCCUUGGCUACUUGCCUCGGGAUGGCCGGGUUUACCUUGCCGACAAGGAUGUCAACGUUGUUUCGUUCGGUCUCUCUCUCAGCAUGGUUGAAUACCAGACGGUGGUGCUGCGUGGCGACAUGGACCUGGCCGCGGAGCUGCUGCAGGACGUGCCCCAGGACCAGAUGAACAAGGUUGCCCGUUUCCUUGAGGGGCAAGGGUACAAGGAGAUGGCCCUGGAGGUCGCCACGGACCAAGAGCACCGCUUUGACCUCUCCCUCGCCCUCAACAACUUGGACAUUGCCCUCGAGAUCGCGCGGGAGGCCAACGUCGAGCACAAGUGGAAGAUCGUCGGUGACACCGCCAUGUCGGGCUGGAACCUCGCUCUGGCUCAGGAAUGCUUCACCAACGCCAAGGACUUUGGCUCCCUUCUUCUCCUACACACCGCCAGCGGCAACAAGGAUGGUCUCCGUAAGCUGGCCGAGCAGGCCUCCGAGGCGGGCCUGCACAACGUUUCCUUCUCCACCCUCUGGUCCCUCGGCGACGUCGACGGCUGCAUCGACCUUCUUGUGCGCACCAGCCGGAUCGCCGAAGCCGUUCUCUUUGCCCAGACCUACAAGCCCUCGCGGGCUCCCCAGCUCGUCGCCCAGUGGAAGGAGUCGCUCGAACAGACCGGCAAGACCAAGAUCGCCCGCCUUAUCGGUGUUCCCCCCGGUGCCCCUGACGCCACGACAGACGACGAUCUCUUCCCCGAGUGGGACGAAUACAUCCGUCUAGAAAAAGAGGGCGUUGCUCCCGAGCCCCCGUCGUCGGAAUCCUUGAUCGACGUUGACGGACCCGAGGAGGAACAGUCCAAGACCGCCGAGAAUGGUGCACCCGAGGUUGCUGCCGAGACGGAACCCAAGGCUGAGGCCGAGGCCGAAGCAUGA
Aspergillus melleus is the source of this 2595-nucleotide messenger RNA. It is a transcript of the gene SEC27, whose product is annotated as coatomer subunit beta'. Gene Ontology annotation, biological process: intra-Golgi vesicle-mediated transport; endoplasmic reticulum to Golgi vesicle-mediated transport; retrograde vesicle-mediated transport, Golgi to endoplasmic reticulum. Gene Ontology annotation, cellular component: COPI vesicle coat. The transcript has 6 exons. Bases 1 to 2595 code for a protein of 864 amino acids. Gene Ontology annotation, molecular function: structural molecule activity; protein binding. The record is from RefSeq and is a predicted model, not a curated record. Lineage: Eukaryota; Fungi; Ascomycota; Eurotiomycetes; Eurotiales; Aspergillaceae.